AACCCUUAUGGAGAGGAAAUUGACGAUGAGGAAACACAGAACUCUGAAUUGCUUGGAAGUUCAGACUCACAAUCCUUGGAUGAUGGAAAGCCUGAAAAAGUAUCCCCAACUAACAGUGUCAUAUCUACAAUGGCUGCUGAUAGCACUGAAGAUGAUACAAUGGGAGACUACACUUGCGAAAUGUGUAGUGCCACAUUUCACAGCUUAAACCAGUUUAUGAACCACAGAAACUUUGAAUGUCUAGGAGAACACUCCGAUGAUUUAGUUUGUGAUAUGGACCUGAGUGAGCCCAGUGGCUCUGCUACACCAUCAUCAUCUUGUUCAUUAGAUCAUGGUGGUCAGAGUCCAAGUGGCAUGAGUGAAUCUCCAGCUUCUCCAGGAGUUGAAAAUAUCUCUCCAGACCAGCUCCCUUUCAGCAUUGGAAUUUCUGAAACAAAUCCUUAUGGUUGUCCACAUUGUGACAAAGCAUUUCCUCGUCAUAGUUACCUGAAGCUACAUGAACAAGAGCAUGGAGAACUGAUGCCAUUCCGCUGCAGCUACUGCAGUCGCCUAUUCCGACACAAACGCAGUCGUGACCGUCAUGUCAAACUGCACACAGGGGACAAGAAGUAUAAAUGUUCCCAGUGUGAUGCUGCAUUUGCAAGGAGUGAUCAUUUGAAAAGUCAUUUGCGUACACAUGACACAGGAAAACCUUUCAAAUGCACUAUUUGCAACCGUGGAUAUACAACAGCAGCUGCUCUUUCUUCUCAUAUGUAUUCACAUCGGAAACCAAACAGCUCUGGUCAGAUGGAAUAUAAAUGUUACCAAUGUGAAGAGAUUUUUUAUCAGCCAAAAGACUUACAGAACCAUUACAAUGAUUGUCAUGCUCCUGCUCCCCUUCGUGAAAAAACUCUACAAUGUACUCAGUGCUCUGAAAUGUUUGUUAGCCAAGAACUUCUUGAUCUUCAUGUUGAACAAGAGCAUGUUAAAGAACAAAAGCGUAAGUUUUCAACUCCAGACAAUAUUUCUGAUAUUGACAUUUUCCACAAAAAGUUGAAAACUCAUAAUGAUAUCUCUAUAAAUAAGCAAAUGCUAUCUAACACUAGUGAUUUAACUGUAAAAGAAAAUGGACUAGAUCUUAUGCCAGAAAUAAUGGAUUCUUCAUCUGUCUCAGACCCAGCCAACCGGGAAAAUGCCCUUGUUUGCCCCUACUGUUUACAAGACAAUUUUGAAUCUUUAGAACUGCUUGAAAUUCACAUGCAAUGUGUGCAUUCUGUAAAAGCAACUGAAGUUUAUACAUGCAAUUACUGCAAUGCACCAUAUCCUAACUUAUAUGCCCUCCAUGAUCAUAUGAAAGUUGUUCACCAAAAUUUAACCUGUAUGGAUAUCAAAUAUCCCUGUAGUUUAUGUUCUAGACAUUUUACAAGCAUUGAUGCAUUAGCAGAGCAUAAAAAACAUACGCAUAGCCAAGCAAGUUCCUCAAACCAUUCUCUCUACUGUGCAGAAUGUGCAUUACUUUUUCAAAACCCUAUGGAAUUCCAAGAGCACAUUCAGCGCUCUCACAACUGUUUGCAAGAUACACCUCGUCCUAAACCUCCAAAAUCAAAGAAAGUAAGUAAUGAUACAAAGAAAGACAUAAAACGCAUGAACUCCCAUAGUAUUUUUAAUAACACAAAAAACUCAAGCCCAGCACCUAAUGAGAGAAUGGUUGAAGAGAAAAUGGUAUGUGACCAAUGUAAUGCUACAUUCCUUGAUAUUAAAAAUUUUCAAACCCAUCUGAAAAUUCAUUUGGACUCAGUGCUCACUCAAUACAUAUGUCCCCAAUGCCAAAAGCAGUUUACUACUGAAGACCAAUUAGAGAGUCAUUUGUCAUUACACUACCUCUGUCUUAGCACUGAGUAUGGCUGCACUAGUUGCAUGAAAACUUUCUCCAAACCGGAUGAACUUCAGAAACACUUGAUGGAUAUUCAUGCGCAUCAUCUUUAUCGUUGUUCACUUUGUAAGGAAAUUUUUGAUUCAAAGGUCAAUAUUCAAGUCCACUUUGCAAUAAAACAUAGUAAUGAGUGCAAAAUUUAUAAAUGUACAAAAUGCAACUCAGUCUUUAUAUCAGAGGUUGAUUGGCAACUGCAUGUCAGAUCUGCACAUCUCCAAAUGCCAAAGCCACAUAAAUGUCUCUUUUGUAAAGAAGGUUUUACCACCGAAGUUGAAUUACAAUGCCAUUUAACCAUUCAUGGCAAGCCAUUUAAAUGCCCAAUGUGUAGUGAAGCAUUCCAUGUGGAAUAUUUGUUAGAUAAACAUCUCCAAAAUGAGCAUGACCCUGACAAAAAUUCUAAACGAUUGGGUAACAGCCAAUCUGAUAUCAAAGUGGAGAAGGACAUUGGAAGUAGCUCUUUAUUAAACAGUUGUGGAACUAUAGAUGUAUCAAAUUCAGUAACAUCAGGAAGUGGAAUUUGGAAAAGCACUGAUCCACUUCAUACAUGCAACAUCUGUGAUAUGAAGUUCAGCAAUUUAUCCUCUCUUCAGCUGCACAAGAAGCAAGACCACCGUGUUGCACUGGCUAAUAACCACACCUCACAAGUGAUGACUACUGUAGAGAGCAGUGUGAUUACAAGUAAAGUCAUAGGUUCAAGCAAUGACAAGGUAGCAUUAUCAUGCACAUACUGUAGUCAGUCUUUCAAAUCUAGAACUGAACUUGAACGUCAUAUGAAAAUUCAUCUUAAUUCCAGCAGCCAGAAAUGCAACAUUUGUGAUGAAGUAUUCCCAUCACCAAAUACUCUAGCAGAGCACAAACUGCAGCAUUGCAAAAUUCCUCAGGGAAAUAUUUGUGUUGGUUGCAAAAUUCCCUUAAAAUCUGAAGAUCAGUUUUAUAUUCAUUCCCAAGAACAUGGCUUUCAGGGAGCUAUAAUGCAAUGCGUUAUCUGUAGACAAACUCUGGCAUCUAUGAUGGAACUUCAAAUGCACGGAAAGCAUCAUUUCCAAACUAAACCCAACUUCUUCACCUGCUGUGUAUGUUUGCGAGGAUUUGAUUCUAAAGAAAAUCUUAUAUCAAAAUUGAAUAGUUCUGGUCGAACAUAUUUUGUUUGUAAACCUUGCUAUCAUGGUGAAACAUCUGACUUUCAUUGCAAUGAAUGUGGUGCCAGAUUCCCAACCAAUGAACAACUAGAAAGUCAUGUAACAAAGCAUCGGCGGACAUACCAGUGCAUCAAAUGCCAGCAAUCUUUCAGUACAGAAUAUGAAAUUCAAUUGCACGUUGCCACCCAUGUUUUGCAAGAAGGAAAUAUCCAUGAGUGCAAACUCUGUUCACAAGUUUUUGAUUCUCCAGCCAAAUUACAAUGCCACUUGAUUGAACACACCUAUGGCAAUUCUGAGUACCGCUGUAGUGUCUGUUGUAAAGUAUUUAGUAAUGCUACAGACAUACAAGCACAUGCUUUUGAGCAUGGCAUUCAUGCUCGCAAGUUUGGAUGUAUCCACUGUAAUCAACGGUUUUUCUUCAGUGCUGAAUUAGAUAACCACAUGAUAAACCAUGUGAAACCAGAAUCAGUAUCAGAGCUGCAGUGCAAAGACUGUCCACAGACUUUCUCAAAUAUUGUCAGCUUCAAUGCACACCGACGCAUACAUCAACAGCAGAUGGACAAUAGCACAUCCACCCCUAUUAAAUGUACAUUUUGUCAUGAAGUAUUCAAUGAUACCAGUGAACUACAGAAACAUUUCUUCACGUGUCACACUGAGCAAGACAUAGAACACUCAAUUAACAAGAGAAAUUAUCAGUGUUCCCAAUGUAAUAAAGAAUGUUCAUCUUUAGCCAACUUGCAGAACCACAUGAAGAUUCAUAAAAUAGAAAAAGAAAAUCAAAAGUCUCAAGUUCCAAAGACUCAGAUAGUUGAUGUAAAGCCAGUUUUGUGUCCUGUAUGUGGGCAAAUAUUUUCAAAGAGAAGUUUAAUGAAGGAACAUAUGAACACUGUCCACCUCGUGCACCAGGAAAGCAAAGCAAGUACACAAGGUAACACAGCAUCAACAUCCACAACUGGUACAGAGUAUGGUGAUGUGAAUGGUGAUAGUCAGAGUUGUGCAAGUGAUGAAGCAAAUGAAAUGAACCACUCUUCUCCCCAACAGACUGCCAAUUCUACAUCUCCAGUGUCUGUUAGUUUGGUCAAUAUGAAAAUGGAAAUUUGUGUCCCUGAAAACCAAUUACAUCCUUCAAGUGAAGAUGACGAAAUAUUUAAUGAUGUCAGUCAUAAUUCACAGAUGAUUACUGACUGCAAGAUGGACAGCUCUGAAAACUGAAAAUUGUAUAUUUUCAUGUCAGUGACAUUACAGCUCUUGUAGCAUAUUCAUCUUCAUUAUCUAUAUUGCCAACAUCAUCUUCAUUACAUUGUUAUCAUUCUGAACAUGAGCAACAAUUACAACAAAAAAAUAUUCAUUAGAAAACAAUGACUCAAGUAACAAUUUAUUGAAAUAACUGCUUUUUGUGAGAAACUGAAACCAAUUUUGAAGUUAAUAGUCAUAUAUUAAGCAAUUACCAAUAUAAAAAAAAAAUAUUGAUCUAGUCUUAAUAAAAGAUGGAAUGAUCACAGCUGGAAUACUUUUGAUCAGUCAAGGCUGACCUGGGGCUAAAAAAUAACAACGACAACAUUGGCCCCUGAAAACAAGCAUAGAUUCUCUCCUGUUUUUCUUCUUCCUUUUGCAUCAUAAAACUGUUACCAUAUUAUUCAACAAUGAUUUCCUAAUGUGAAAUAACUACUUAUUUUUUAUCUGUGAUACUGUGAAGUCCAAAAAAAAAAUUAUUUGUCAAGUCUUUUUUUUUUUCAGCUGCUACCUGAAUAUUUUAUUUGCAAUUUAUAAUCCUUUGUUGAUUGAAAAAACAUCUUUCCUGGAAAUCUUUUAUAUUUUCAUCCCUUUAAUCUGCUUGUAAAUAUAACUUAAAGCUUGAUUUUUGAAAAUAACUUGGUUUACUCUCAUAUUAUUGAGACAUAAAUGAGGUGGUUACAAACUCUUGUAAAUUAGAACAAAAUCACAAAGUUCUAAUCCUUUCCACCAAAAUGAAACUGGGUUAAAUAAACAUUGACUAAAGUUUUACUGUCAAAUAUUAAUUGGAACAAUACUGUUAAUCUGAGAAACCUUCACUAAACCUUUCUAUCACACACACACACACACACACUCUCUCUCUCUCUCUUUCUCUCUAUCUAUCCAUCUCACAUAUACACACUUACAGGGAUGUGAUGUAUAUUCAUCAUAGUGUGAAUAAGAAGCAAAUUAUGUUUCUCUGCACAUGCACAUACACACACUAGAAUUUUCAAUGUGUAAACAAUCAUACUUUGUUGGUGUUUUCUUGGACCUGUUGUAAAAGUUAAACUAUGAUUACUUGAGCAAUGUACAUUCCAUGUCUUUGACAACCUUGCCAAUAUUUCUAUUCUUUGCCCUAUUAAUGUUAAUCAUUUAAAAUCAAAUAUUGUCAUCUACAAUGGAAAAGGAUUCUGGCCCAGUUAUUGUGUCAACAGAUAAGAAAGCCUGUAUUUGAUAAGAUUACAAAGGGAAUGUUUUUAGAUCAUUCUUUGUUCAUACCAGCAUUCUCAGACAGAAGUAGCCUGUUAGGAAAAUGGCUUUGUACUUAACAACAGUUAGGAAAUAUUUUGUAAAAUAUUCCAAGAAAAUUAUAAUUGUCACACAUCUUCAAAACAAGUAUUUAUUAAGGAAACAAAAUUGAAAUUGGUUAACAUGAUUCCACAUAUCAUUUUCUUUAGGAUUUUCUAAAUCAUGUAUAUUUGGGAAGAAAGGAAUUAAUAUGAACAAAAAAUUGUUUAUGAAAGAUUAAAGUCUAGAUCCUAGAGAAAACCAGUUGAUGUAUUAUUUGAUAUAAAACAAAAACACUUAUUGUUUGCUUCAAAAUCAAAUAGUUUCCUAUCUAUAUGUUUAUUUAUGACUUGAGUUUAAUCAACCUUGAAACAAUUUUGUGUUAUUCUAUGAGAAAAUAAUGUUUAGCAAUCAUUCAUUUUCUAAAACGUCUUUUUCUUAAUAAUAAAUGAAACUAGUUUCUUUUAUUGUUUUUGAUUUGUGAGAAAUGGUCUGUACCUGGCUUACUUUCUGAGUGUCAUUGUGGAAUUCUGUGUGUGCUCUUUUAGAAAUAGUUAAAUGUUUUCAAAUCUUUUAGAUAAUAAUUAUUGUGUAGAUUAUCCAUCACGUUGAUAUUUCAAAUGUGAACAAAAUUAUUCCCUUUGAAGUUUAUUUUUAAAGUGAUUUUUUUUUAAUGUUAAAGCUUGUCACAAAAUAUAUUUUAGAAAUAUGUUUACAAGCUAAAAAAAAAUUUUUAAAGAAGUCGCCCAACCCCACCCAAGUCUGACAACUUUCAUAGUCCAGAUUUUUUUUUCAAACACCAAAUUUUGUCCCUCAAGCUGAGGAUAUCUUUUUAAUGUCAGUGUGCUGCAAGUGGCUGCUAUUCAAACCUGUGCUCUUUGAAACCUGCUGGCAAUAUGCUGCCUAAGCCAUAUUUUAUUUAACCAGUUCUUUUAGCAUCUACAUCAUCUAUCUUACACCUCACUUCAAACCUUCGACUCUACUUUUUAUUUUUAUUAUAAUUGUAAAUACAUCUAGUUAUUAGAUGUAUGGGUGUAUAUGUGUAUAUAAUUCACCAUCUUAAAUGCUAGUAUGUCUAUGUCCACAUCUAUAUUUAGAUGUACAUGUGUAUGUUUAUUCAUCUGUUGGUUUUAUCCCACCAACUAACCACUGUCCAAACAGACCAGACAUAUCUAAAUGGUUUAAAUUCCUUGACUGGACAUGUCCACAAGGGGCAAAUAUAUCUGCCCUGGCCUUGUUCUUCACAAAAGUCAAAGUCUACUCUGUAGUUUCUGUUGCUGUUAUUACAGUACUAUGAUAUGACACAAUGCCUGUACAGAAUGAUCUAGGUCUAUAAUUUGUCUGCUGAUUGAAUGAAAGUGUUCUGGUGUUUACUCAAACAUCAAAUGUAUUCAAAUAAAAUGAUGAAAUAAAU
Messenger RNA from Octopus sinensis (East Asian common octopus), 6964 nucleotides. Its product is annotated as zinc finger protein 423-like. The record is from RefSeq and is a predicted model, not a curated record. NCBI's taxonomy places the organism in Eukaryota, Metazoa, Mollusca, Cephalopoda, Octopoda, Octopodidae. The transcript has 7 exons. The coding region runs from base 130 to 4263 and encodes 1377 amino acids. Gene Ontology annotation, molecular function: RNA polymerase II transcription regulatory region sequence-specific DNA binding; DNA-binding transcription factor activity, RNA polymerase II-specific. Gene Ontology annotation, biological process: regulation of transcription by RNA polymerase II. Gene Ontology annotation, cellular component: nucleus.